AUGUGUAUCUCUCUCUCUCUCUCCUCGCGUCUGCGCGCCUUUCCCUCCGCUACAUUUUGCGCAUGAAUCACGUUUCAGCAACCAGGUCGAAAAUGUUUGGACUACAUCUCUAUAGGAACAGCGGCAGAAGCUGCUAUUACACACAGAAGGUCUAAUUACCGGACUUUGUGCUGGUGCAGCCUACACGUGAGUCGGAAGCUGUUCCCUACCGGAGGCGCGCGUGCGCUCUCACCACAGCACCGACGGCUUUGCGAAGUGGCAGCUCAGGGAACUCUAGACAUCAGUGUGAAUCGAAGCUCCACCGGAGGACACGCACUGUGCAUCAUCUCCCCGAGCCGUCCGUCCGUCCGUGGGUCGUGGAAUAACAAACAUUCCCUAAAGAGACUGACGAGCUGAUAGAAGGAGAGGAGUGAUGGAUGAAAGAAUACCGCAUUUACAGGACAGACAGUUCAUGGAGCACCCAGACUUCUUGGGGUGAGUGUCGCUUUCUGCAAACUGUAUCAAACUAUCUGUAAUACACUUUAAAUGUUAAUAACCGUGCGCUUUUCUCUUCCGUUUAGGGUGGAUUAUCCCUCUCUGUACAUGUGCAAAUCCAAAAGAGGAAUAAAACGAGAAGAUGGUGGCAAGGUGCGCGUGCUGUCUUUUUCUUAAAAAAUCUAAAAUCUUUCUUUUUGUCCAUUUAAGAGCGUUUGACGUUCAAUGGACUCAAAAUACUGAAUACAUACAAAACGGCAACUUUCCUACUCACAUUUACACUUGUGUUUGUGCCAGCAGGACGCAUACAAGUUACCCCACCGGUUGAUAGAAAAGAAGAGGAGAGACAGAAUCAAUGAAUGUAUCGGCCAGCUGAAGGAUUUAUUACCCGAACAUCUGAAGCUUUCGGUACGUUCAUGAUCCCACAAAAAGUUUUUAUCUACCCAAGAAAGCUGGUUGUAGAUGACAGAGACUUUAUAAACUUCUGUGUUUUCUCUAUAGACGCUCGGGCAUUUGGAGAAAGCAGUUGUUCUGGAGUUAACGCUGAAACAUCUGAACGCACUGACUGCUGUCACCGAGCAGCAGCACCAGAAGAUCGUCGCUCUGCAGAAUGGUAAGAUGAACAAACGCGAUCGAAAGUUUACUGAGAAGCUGCACUCUUCUUUGGUUGUUUUAUUUGAGAUUAUGGUGCAGUUUUUUUCUUGGAGAGCGCAACAUUGCGCAUUUUGCCAAAACCACAACCAAGUUUAAGAACUGUUAUUGUACUAUGACUGAUGGAGUGUGACACCUAACAGAGUAUUCAUCUGUUGAUCUUUGCACUUCGUCUUUUCACAGGGGAUCGGUCGAUGAAACCUUCCAUUCAUGCAGAUCUGGACGCGUUUCACUCCGGGUUCCAGGCCUGUGCCAAAGAGGUCCUGCAGUACCUCAGUCAGUUUGAGAACUGGACGACCAGAGAGCAGAGGUGCGCGCAACUCAUCGGCCACCUUCACAAGGUGCUGGCGCAGUUCCAGUCUGGCGCGUCACCGCUCCAGCACCAGCUCCCCUCCGGAGACUCACAGGACGGACAGAAAGCCGACAGUCAAGCGAACUGCGUCCCGGUCAUCCAGAGGACCCAGGGCGGGGAGCUUAACGAGAAUGACACGGACACGGACAGUGGAUACGGAGGGGAGGCGGACAAGAGUGAGGCGAAGGACAAAGAAUGUGAGCGCAACAAAGCGCAGCAGGGACACAGAGCGGUUAAGGUCAAGCAGGAGUUUGGAGAUGAGCGCACUGCCAAGAAACCAAAGAUGAACUGGCCCGGGAGUGGGUUGAGCGGCACAGACCCUAACCGACCCGACUUGGCAUUUAUGAACUCACUGAUGGGAAUAAGCAGUGUGGGACAGCAGACACCAAUUUGCAUGCCUUUCUACUUCAUCAACCCAUCGGCUGCGGCGUCUUAUAUGCCUUUUUUCGACAAAAACAACAUUGAGAAGUACAUGUACCCCGCGGCUGCCGCUCUCGCGUCCCCUUUCCCGUGGCUUUAUCCCGCACACGCGUCAGCCGCGGCUGCUGCCGCUGCCGCUGCCGCGUUCCCCAGUCUGUCUGCGCACUUUGGAGCUUCCUCUCAGUCCAAGGACUCCCAUACUCCAGACAGCGAGGAGUCACGCGAGGCUGAGACAGGCUCACCCGUGGAGCGCGAAGAUAGUCCCGCGAGCGGCAACAGGGAGGAUGAGGAAGCUGAUUCGUCUCGGGAGAGCGACAGCAGCCCGCAUGAUCAGCUUUCUGCUUCUUCUUCUUGUUCGACGAGCUAAUCAGUCUGUGUCACCUUUCCGUGCAUUCUGCUGAGGAGUUUGUUUUACUUUUGAGAUUAGGCUUAAACGAGGUCUCACUGAGGAGUUUCUCAUGUACAAAAAUGUUGGCGAAUAAAGGGGACAGUUGUGACGGCGCGUGCCUUUUGCACUUACGCUCGCUUAAUGAUUAUCGACAGUGAUUGACAUCAACACCGGAGCUAGUUUUUUAACCUCUUUGAUAAGAAAAAAAAAUAUUUUGAAAUGGCAGCAUUGGUGCCAAAACUUUGAGAACUAUUCCAGUUACCCAAUCAGCGAGCCUCUUUGGAUGUAUGGCGUUGCAACUGACCUCAGCCAAUGUUGUUAAAAGCCUGGCAAACUGUAAAUAUUCAGGCUGGUUCAUGAACAUGUAAAUGUGCACUAAGUGGGCCUUUAAAAGAAGUGCAACGCCCACGGUACCUCAUCCCCUUUAGGGGGCAUAUUACUGUCCCUCCUGUGAAGAAAUGAAGUUAACCUCCAGCCCCCAAAAUACACACACACACAAACAUUAAACACACACAUUUGAAAAGAAAGACAAAAUUCAGACACCUCAAUCAUUACGCAUUUAUGACGAAGAAAGUAUGAAAGAGGUACUUUCCUGUUGCCUGAGUUAACUCUUGUUCCCUUUACUAGUUCAGUCAAUCUCUUAAGUCAUUGGAGUGAUAGAAAGUUAAAGCCCUGCUCUGAAAAAGAGGGCUGCUUGACCAGCACAUUGUACACCUUCUGAAUGCAGCAUUUCAGCACAGAGGUGAAGUGACCUGAGACUCUUGUACCUCCAGGAAAAAGCAUUGUAGGAUAGCACCUUAAAGAUCUUUGAUAUUGAAUGUACCUGUAUUUUCCCAGUUGUUAAAGUUUGUAUGUAGAAUGAUCUUUACUCUUUGAGACGUAAAGUGCACUUUUUUCUGCUUCUUCUUUCUCCCCUACUGUCACUUUGUCCUUUAAAGAAGUCAAUCACUGUAGUUCUCUCUGCACCUUUACUUUGUGUUCAGUUAAAGUAAGAAUUUGAUUUAAUUUCAACAGAGAAAGCUGAGAUACCAUAUGUAUUGUGAGUAAAGCAAUACUUGGCCAAAUGCCCUUUUUAACAAGAACAAGCUAUUUAAACGCAAAAUGUUUCAGAUCUGACAGCAGAUCGGACUAUUCCUCAUUCUGUGUUCUGUAAACCUCACUUUUAACUUUGACAAAGGUGGGAAAAAAGCUGUGGUCACAUGACUGUCAGACUAUUAGCAUUGCUGUUUUAAGACCUUCAACUUUAUCUCAGCCUGUCUUCUGAGAGAUUAAUUACUGCAAGUGUUGUGUUGUUCAGCUUUCACAUGUGACUGACUAAACAGAUGGUUUUCAUUGUAUUUUGCAUACAUGACAUUGCUUUUGUAGAUUUCUUCUGCUCUUUUUUCUGCCUCAAAUUCAUUUUUUCAACUGUGCUAUGAAGUGGCAUGUGCGUCUGUAUAUACUGGUAGGGUUUUUUUUUUCCUGUGAAUAUACCAUAAAGAGUACAUGUCUGUGUCAAUGUUGUAGAAGUCUAUGGAUUUUUUUUUUUAAGAUUUAACUGAGCAACUGUUGCACAUUUCGUUAAUGCUUUACACAUAUGCUGUUAUAAAUUAUUGCUGAUGAGUUGUAAAAUAAAUAUCAAAACUAAACUUUGCACUUUUCUUCUUCUGUUCAGUGGGACGGUUUAUAUGAGUCCUUGUGACUCUCUUACAUCAUACUGCCUGCAUGUGUGUGUUUUUAUGUAAUUGAAAUACACACAGUAACACACUGAAUUAUGCAUGCACAGGACAAAAAGAUCAGAGUUCAGUUUAGUUAAUACCCUCUUCUCAUAUAGGAAACUGGAGGUCCUGCAGAUGAAACAUAUUGUUACAAAGACUGUAAUCAGCUCACAGGCCACAGUAGAGGAAUGUACAGUAAGCUCAGGCUUUAAACAAAUGUCAUGUGAUAAAAGGAUGAUGAAGUGAGAUUACCCUCGGUCUGUACAGGCGAAUGAAAAACAAGGGGGCCUCCUUCCAACUUGUCAAAAGCUUUAAGCAGGCUCAAAUCCAGCCUUUGUUGUUGCCACUAACUGCUUUACUCCAAUAUUCUCUUUUAAUCUGUAUGAAUAAUUUCAAGUGCCUGACUUGGUGCUUUCCAGUAAACACUGGCAACAAUGAGUCUUACAUAAAGCCAACUUCUGCUUUCCAAGAAAGGGAAAGCUGCCUUAAAUUUACAGUGUAAAAAAAAAAACAAGGUCCUUCAUGUUCACGAAAAUCUACUUUUUUAUUUCUAAACUCAGAUUAUAAAAUCUCUUAGUGUCUUUAACCAGCAGUCAAAGCAUCUCCAAAUGCAUCUUCACCUGUAUUCUUGUUACCUGACAUCCUCCUCU
Messenger RNA from Xyrichtys novacula (pearly razorfish), 4632 nucleotides. NCBI's taxonomy places the organism in Eukaryota, Metazoa, Chordata, Actinopteri, Labriformes, Labridae. The record is from the annotation of a GenBank genome assembly.